Messenger RNA from Lachnellula hyalina, 852 nucleotides. RefSeq names its product putative oxidoreductase. The record is from RefSeq and is a predicted model, not a curated record. The transcript is spliced from 2 exons. Lineage: Eukaryota; Fungi; Ascomycota; Leotiomycetes; Helotiales; Lachnaceae. The annotation marks the transcript as partial. Gene Ontology annotation, molecular function: oxidoreductase activity, acting on the CH-OH group of donors, NAD or NADP as acceptor.
UCAACAAUGGAUCAAAGCAGCCUGCGACUCAGCCGCUCCCUCCGAGGCAAGGUAGCCAUCGUAACGGGCGCCGGGUGCGUAGGCGACGGAAUAGGUAACGGACGCGCAGAGGCCAUCCUCCUCGCUGAAGAUGGCGCCUCGGUCGUCUGCGUCGACCUGUCCGAGAAAGACGCCGCCCGGACCGCAGAGAUGAUCAACAGCGAAGGCCACGGCGCCGCCAUCCCCUGCGUAGCAGACGUCACCAAGACAGAAGACUGCGCGCGCAUCGUCGAGCUGGCGCUAAAGACGUGGGGCCGCGUCGACGUCCUGAUCAACAACGUGGGCAUUGGCGGGAUCCCUGGCACGGCCGUGGAGGUGGACAUGGUGGCGUGGGGCAAGUGCAUGGAGGUCAAUCUGUCGAGUAUGGUGCUUAUGGCAAAGCAUGCGAUCCCGGCGAUGCGCAAGAAUGACGGCGAGGUCAAAGGCUCCAUCGUCAAUCUGAGUAGUGUUGCUGGCAUGGGCGGCGGCUUGCCUCAUCUCUUCUACCCGACCUCCAAGGGAGCGGCAAUCAAUCUGACAAAGGCCAUGGCUGCCCAACAUGGAAGGGAGGGCAUCCGCGUUAACUGCGUAGCUCCAGGCUCACCCUGGACACCCAUGGUAUCCGCGAGUCCGGCAGUGACUGCGGAAAUCCGCGAGUCGCGGCGAGAAGGUAACCUCCUUGGAACAGAAGGAUCUGGCUGGGACACGGGCUAUGCAGUCCGGUGGUUAGCUGGCCCAGAAUCGAGAUGGAUAACUGGAACCAUUGUACCGGUUGACGCGGGCGUUCUAGCUACUGUAAACCUGUCUGUACCUAAAAAGGGUUGGCAAAAGUAG